Pecten maximus is the source of this 1075-nucleotide messenger RNA. RefSeq lists its product as uncharacterized. The transcript has 4 exons. The record is from RefSeq and is a predicted model, not a curated record. The coding region runs from base 212 to 1003 and encodes 263 amino acids. Lineage: Eukaryota; Metazoa; Mollusca; Bivalvia; Pectinida; Pectinidae.
AACACCUCAUGUAUAUCGCAUGUGUGUACUUUAUUAUUAUAAUAGGGCAGUAACAAUGUGUAACCACAACCUGUUCCAUUCAAUGCACCGCCGCUGUAAAUGGGAACAUUACAAGCGCUUUACCAAUAGUGAUUUGUCUCCAGUCUUUUACAGAGAUUUACUAGGGUGUUUCUCUUUGUUUGUGAGUUAACUGCCGCUACUAAACCUCAAGAUGACGUUCAGAGAUGUAAUACUUUCAAUGCUUGUCGCUGUACUUGCUGCGGGUCUUGUUUUGGUAGAAAGGAAAUUAACUGAUGCAAUCGACGCCUACCGUAGCAACACAGAAACCAACGUACUUUCGGUUUCCGUUAAUAAAGCAUUGACGGAAGCCAUGUUGGAACAAAAUGAAGCACGCAAGUCUGACCUUAGCCAACUGAGUAAACUCAAAUCCGAAAUAGAAGAAUUGAAGGAUAUGAAACUCUUACUGGAGGAGAAAAUUCUCAAAGCUGAAGUGGCCACAACAUACGUCCGAUGGGGCCGUAAUGAUUGCUCGGGAAGUGCAACAGAUUUGGUUUACUCAGGUUAUGUUGGUGGAUCCCACUUCACCCAUAAAGGAGCCGCCGUUGAUUACGUCUGUCUUCCUUCUGAUCCCUCCUGGGGACGCCAUGCAAAUAGGCCUCCUGGCUCUGCUGCCUUUAUGUAUGGUGCCGAGUAUGAAGAUACUAUCAUUUACAAUGUGCCAGACAAAAACAGGGAAGUUCCCUGUGCGGUAUGCCGCGCAAAAACCCGAUCUUCUUUAAUCAUGAUCCCCGCGCGAACCACGUGCUAUACCGGGUGGGAGAAGGCAUACCUCGGUUACUUAUCAGCCGGUUAUCAUGACCACCAUGCUGCUACCCAAUAUGUGUGUGUAGACGAAGAUCCACAAACUGUUGUUGGUGGUGGAAAUAACAAUGAUAACGGGAAUACUCUUCUAUCCUGUGCGAACAAGAUGUGGCUCUUUAAAAUGCCCCCCUUACGAAAAUGACAAAGUUCUAUCAUGUAUCGUUUGUAUGAAGUAGACACGUCCAAUAAACGAGGUUGGCUGGCCCUAAGUCAU